Molecule: messenger RNA, 7942 nt
Organism: Salvia miltiorrhiza (redroot sage)
Lineage: Eukaryota; Viridiplantae; Streptophyta; Magnoliopsida; Lamiales; Lamiaceae
Product: piezo-type mechanosensitive ion channel homolog
Exons: 21
Coding region: 210-7658 (2482 amino acids)
Source: RefSeq, a predicted model, not a curated record
UUUUUUCGAUAAACUGAAUUUAGUGCCUUCUCAUUUUUCUUGAACGGCAUUGAUAUUUAAUUCUAGAUAGAAAACUCUUGAUGUUUGUGUAAAUACCUAUUUCUUGAUCAGAUAGGUUUGGUUUGCUUUCCUCCUUUUAGUUCUUUUUGACGAUGAUGGCAAUGCAAAAAUCGUAGCUUUUCCGGAACAUGGAGAAAAUAUGAGAUUGCAUGGUGAAAAGGGUAAUUAUGGGAAGUAUUCUGGGUGGGUUUGUAUUGCCAUUGCUUCUUUUGUCAGCUGGGUUACUGAAUUGGAGCUUGAUUUCUUUCAUUAAUUUGACGACUUCUCUUGUUCUGCGGUUUACUGCCCCAAAAAGAGGGUUUCGAUUCAAAGGAAGGGUUCUAUCCUUGUGGUUUGUUUUCAUAUUCGCGGCACUGGUUAUAUUCUUACAAGUGAUUUUUCUUACUCUAUGUGCUACUCGGGAUUCGGAAUGGAGCAUUGCAGAUGCCUGGUGGAUAAAGCUACUUGGAUUAAUGAAGUUUCACUCAUGGAGAUCUCCAAAAGUCAUCUAUUUCCUGGUUGUAGAAUCAUUAGUGGGAUUCGUUGCUUUAACUGAGAUCAACAGGAACAAAUUUGGCUUUAUAGAAUAUGGAGGUUCUUUCUGUGGCUUCCAAGAUUCUUUCUGGGGCUAUAUAUCUUCAGUUUUUAAUCAAAUAGGUUAUCAUGUUAGGUUAGCUUCUUGCGUCUCGCUGCCUGCUGUUCAGUUGGUCUCGGGGAUCAGCUAUCCUUCUUGGCUAUCUUUGCCAUUUUUCAUUUGCAGCUGUGUUGGUCUUGUUGAUUGGUCUCUAACAAGCAACUUUUUAGGUCUGUUCAGGUGGUGGAAGCUGCUCUGGUCAUAUGCUGGUUUCGUCAUUAGCCUGCUUUAUAUUUAUCAGCUCCCUGUUGGGUUUCCAAAAAUGUUUGAAGUGAUUGCUGACUCGAUUGGUCUGUACAAAAUUUCUCUGGAUUCCGACUGGCAACAAAUAUGUUCUGGUACUUCCCUGAUGGUCUUCUAUUAUAUGCUUUCUUGUGUGAAGCAUGAUUUAGAAGACAUGGAAUUCAUUAUGUCCAUGGGAGAAGGCAGCUUGACAGAACAACUUCUUCCCUCAAGAAAUUCUUUUUUUGUUCGUCAGCUAAGGUCUGGUGUAAGGCAUACCAAUAUAUUAUUAAGGGGACCGAUUUUCAGGAUUUUUAGCAUCAACUGGUUUACUUAUGGCUACCCUAUAUCCUUGUUCGCUCUUUCAUAUUGGAGCUUCCACUUUGCAAGUAUCUGUGCAUUUGGAUUACUUGCAUAUGUUGGGUAUGUUAUGUAUGCUUUUCCGUCCGUGUUCCAUCUUCACCAUUUGAAUGGUCUGCUUCUUGUCUUCAUUCUCUUGUGGGCUGUGAGCACGUAUAUUUUCAAUGUGGCUUUUGCAUACGUGAACUGGAAACUUGGCAAGGAUAUGGAGAUCUGGGAGAUGGUUGGGCUGUGGCACUAUCCAAUACCCGGCUUCUUCCUUUUAGCACAGUUUUGUCUUGGGGUUCUUGUAGCUCUUGGUAAUCUAGUAAGCAAUUCCGUAUUUCUAUGCCUAUCAAAUGAGGAAGGGCGAUUCUCUACUGAGAGUGAGACUGAGGAAGUGAAAGAAGGCGCAAAAGUAUUAGUAGUGGCUACAAUUGCUUGGGUGAUGCGCAAAUCUUCUCGGCCAAUAAUGCUGCUGCUGAUCUUCCUGAUCGCCACCAAACCUGGUUUCAUUCAUGCAGUUUAUAUGAUGUUCUUUGUUGGCUAUCUUUUGAGCCAUAGAAUUGAUAAAAGGAUGCGCCAAUCCCUUAUUCUUUUGUGUGAGGCUCAUUUUGCGAUUUUAUACAUUCUUCAGCUAAAUCUGGUCUCCACUAAACUGGAACAGAAAGGCUCCAUAAGUUUGGAAGUGCUAUCACAGCUAGGUCUUGUUGAAAGCAACAGUCCCUGGAAUCUUCUGGAGAUAGCUCUGCUUGCAUGCUUUUGUGCCAUUCAUAACCAUGGAUUUGAUAUGUUGUUCUCGUUUUCUGCUAUUGUUCAGCACACGCCUUGUCUUCCUAUCGGAUUUAGCAUCCUGAAAGCCGGUUUAAACAAAUCGGUUCUUUUGACAGUUUAUACCAAUUCCGAUAUCAGAGACAGUUACGGGAGUCAUGACCACGAGAGAAAGGUGGCGUUGUAUCUCAGUGCUAUCGGAAGGAAGUUCUUGUCCGUAUACAGAUCAUUUGGAACCUACAUUGCGUUUCUCACCAUCCUUAUAGCCGUGCACCUCGUGAGGCCAAAUUACAUAUCAUUCGGUUAUAUCUUCCUUCUCCUUAUCUGGAUCACGGGCAGACAGCUCGUGGAGCAGACAAAACGACGCCUCUGGUUUCCCCUCAAAAUAUAUGCUAUUGCAGUUUUUAUUUUCAUCUACUUGCUAGGCAUCUUCCCCACUUUUGAAUCAUGGAUGUCGACAAAGAUUGAUCUCUCUGUUUGCUUCGGUUACGAUACUGAAGCUUCUCUGUUGGACAAUCUUCAGGAGUCUCUGGCAAUUAUGAUCGUCAUGCAGCUUUACAGCUACGAAAGAAGAAAAAGCAAACACAUGAAAUCGGAAGAUCCUGCUCCGCUGCAGCCUGGGAUAUUGGGGUUCGUCAAACGGUUUCUGAUCUGGCACAGUCAGAAGAUAUUGUUCGUCACACUCUUUUAUUCAUCGAUAUCUCCGAUAAGUGCGUCCGGCUUUGUUUACCUUCUCGGUCUAGUUCUCUGCUCGGCAAUGCCUAAAGAGUCGAGAAUCCCAUCGAAAUCAUUCUUAGCUUACACAGGGUUAUUGGUGACGGUUGAGUAUAUAUUUCAGAUAUGGGGUAAACAAGCUAAUAUGUUUCCCGGGCAAAAGCACCACAAUUUGUCUGUUUUCCUCGGCUUAAUGGUUUAUGAACCGAAUUUUCAGGGCCUACAAGAAGGUUUGAGGGCGAAAGUGCUUGUGAUUGCUGCGUGUACGCUUCAGUAUAAUGUUUUCCAUUGGCUGGAAAGGAUGCCCAGUUUGCAUUUGUAUGUAGGUCAAUCAGAGGAGCCUUGCCCUUUGUUUGUUUCAGCAAGAGACGAUUUCACUGCCGUUUCAUCUUUGAAUGGGGAGAGCCAGCCCAUACCCGAGAGUGAGCUGUCCGAACAAAGGGCCGGGGAGGGCUAUUCAUGGUCGUCUCCUAGGCGUUGUGUCGAUAAUCAUUCUCCAAAUUUUUCUACCCUCAGAAGCACUCUCAGUGGCAGCUAUAGAAAAUAUUCACUUGAUCAAAUCUGGGAUACCAUUACAGAGAACCAUAAUUGGAAAAAGAAAAGGAUUGUUGCCUUGAGACAGGAGAGAUUCGAUAUGCAGAAGACAACACUGAAAGUUUAUUUGAAGUUUUGGAUUGAGAAUAUGUUCAACCUGUUUGGUCUCGAGAUCAAUAUGAUAGCGCUGCUACUCGCCAGUUUCGCUCUGUUAAACUCCAUAUCUAUGCUCUAUAUCGCGUGUAUUGCUAUCUGCAUUUUGUUGCCGCGUCCAACCAUUAGCAAGCUGUGGCCUAUAUUUGUUCUUCUCUCUGCCACCAUUCUUCUAGCAGAAUACUUGGCGAUGUGGAAGAACAUGGUGCCGUUUAGUGCACGUGUUUUGACCGAGAGCAGUGCACGUUGCCACGAUUGUUGGAAAAACUCACGCGUAUACUUCCACUACUGUGAAAAAUGUUGGCUGGGGGUUAUUGUUGAUGAUCCUCGGAUGUUGAUCAGUUAUUUCGCUGUCUUCAUGCUCACGUGUUUCAAACUCCGGUCAGAUCAUUCGUUCAACUUCUCAUGGUCAUUCACGUACGAGCAGAUGGUUGCUCAGCGUAAGAAUGCUUUCGUUUGGCGAGACCUGUCGUUUGAGACCAAGAACAUGUGGACGUUCUUCGAUUAUCUGAGGGUUUACUGUUAUUGUCAUCUGUUGGAUCUAGUGCUUGCGUUGAUGUUGAUAACGGGAACCUUGGAAUACGACAUUCUACACCUCGGAUAUCUCGGAUUCGCUCUCAUUUUCUUCCGCAUGAGGCUCACUAUACUGAAAAAGAAAAACAAGAUCUUUAAAUUCCUGCGGGUUUACAAUUUCACUGUGAUUUUCCUCUCUCUGGCAUAUCAAUCUCCAUUUAUCGGUGGUUUCAAGUCGGGAAAGUGUCAAACCGUUGAUUAUGUGUAUGAGGUGAUAGGAUUUUACAAAUAUGAUUACGGUUUUCGGAUCACCUCGAGAUCUGUUUUGGUAGAGAUCAUCAUUUUCAUCCUCGUCUCAUGCCAAUCAUACAUGUUUUCUUCCUCGGAGUUUGAUUAUGUGUUCCGAUAUCUUGAGGCGGAGCAAAUUGGCGCGAUUGUGAGGGAGCAAGAGAAGAAGGCUGCUUGGAAGAACGAGCAGCUGCAACACAUCCGCAAAGCUGAGGAAAACAAACGCCAUCGCAACUUCCAAGUGGAGAAGAUGAAGUCCGAGAUGCUGAACCUACAGAUCCAACUCCACGGUAUGAAUCCCAUCACUGCUCGUGGCAGUGUCUCACCGGGUAGCGAAGUGGUGAAAAGGAGGAAAACUGCUUCCCUCAAUGUGCAUGACUUUGUUAAUCUUGAGAAACAGAACGCCAGUGCCGUUCCUGAUCCAGGCUUCCCGCUAAACGUGCAUGAAUCUACCAGGACUGUUCGAGUGGACAAUCCGUUAUCUGUAGACAUUUCAAAGAGCUUACUCGAUGCUUCUCUUGGUGAGACUACUGAGGCGGAGGAGUACACAGGCGACAACAUUCUUUACAGUUUAGACAGCUCGAGAAGAGGUAGAAACCAAUCGAUGGAAAACCCUCUGGCUUCUGCUGUGCAGUUAUUAGGCGAUGGUGUUUGCCAAGUGCAGUCAAUUGGAAAUCAAGCAGUCAGCAAUCUCAUAACCUUUUUGAACAUUUCGUCAGAAGAUCUAAGUGAAUCCUCAUACAUUGAAGAGAGACGAACACACGAUGCUAAACGCAGAAACUCGAGCUGUUCUUCAUCUAUGCAGUCUGAGAAGAGCAGAACUUCAGAGUCUGCAAGUCUGCAGAUUGGACUGAUUGUCUCUCAUAUAUGGUCGCGCAUGCAAUCUAAUAACGACGUUGUUUGUUACUGCUGUUUCAUUCUGGUUUUCCUUUGGAAUUUCAGUCUGCUUUCCAUGGUAUACUUGGCUGGAUUGUUCCUAUAUGCUCUGUGUGUGAACACCGGGCCGAACUACAUGUUCUGGAUUAUCAUGCUAAUCUAUACCGAAUUCUACAUUCUGAUUCAGUAUCUGUAUCAGAUAAUGAUACAGCAUUGUGGUUUCACCAUCCAGUCAGACCACCUACAUGAAUGGGGUUUCCCGACGAAGAAGAUAAAAUCAUCGUUUGUUAUCAGUUUGCUGCCUCUAUUUUUGGUGUAUCUGUUUACUCUCAUACAGUGCUCCAUAACAGCAAAAGAUGGUGAGUGGUUUUCGGUAGGAUUCAAGAAUUCCAGAGGGGGAUUACGCAACCAAAACGACAUUGAUUUCAGUUCCGACUGGAGUGAUAAAUUAGAUAAGGCUUUCGAAUCUAUAAAACAUGUGGUUGAAAUGGUCAUCGGUGGCUGUUCCAAAUACUGGAAAUCUUUGACGCAAGAAGCAGAAUCUCCUCCGUACUUCGUUCAGCUCUCUAUGGACGUCAAAUCAUGGCCUAAGGAUGGGAUUCAACCAGAGAGGAUCGAGUCUGGAAUAAAUCAGCUGCUACAGCUCGUGCAUGAGGAAUACUGUAAAAGUGAGAAGCCUAGUAAUUGCCUUUGUGCCAGCAAGGUUCAGAUUCAAAGCAUUGAAAAAAGCACUGAAGAUACCAACGUGACAUUAGCCGUUUUUGAGGUGGUCUACGCCUCACCACUUACUGAAUGUAAACCAGCAGAGCAGUUCAACUCUCUUACUCCAGCAGCCGAUGUAGCAAAGCAGAUCCUUAAAGCAAAACGCAUGGGGCUUGCUGAGAAAGUUGGCUUCCCGUAUCCUAUGAUCUCAGUUAUCGGAGGUGGUAAAAGAGAAGUUGAUCUUUAUGCAUACAUCUUCGGGGCUGAUCUGAUGGUCUUCUUUCUUGUUGCCAUGUUCUAUCAAUCUGUUAUAAAAAAUAAAAGUGAAAUUCUAGAGUAUUAUCAACUCGAAGAUCAGUUCCCAAAAGAGUUUGUAUUUAUUCUAAUGGUAAUCUUUUUCUUGAUUGUUGUUGAUCGCGUCAUAUACUUGUGUUCGUUUGCAACGGGGAAAGUCAUCUUCUACCUUUUCAACUUUAUUCUCUCCACGCGUUCAGUCUCUGAGUAUGCUUGGAAUAUAGACACUUCCCAGCAUAAUGCUGCUGGUUUUGCCCUUCGAGCAAUCUACCUUACAAAGGCAAUAUCUCUGGCAUUACAAGCUAUGCAAAUUCGAGAUGGUGUUCCUUAUAAAAGCACAUUGUAUCGCCAGUUCCUCACUAGUGAAGUUUCUCAUGUCAAUUAUCUAGGAUACAGGCUGUAUCGCGCUUUGCCUUUCCUGUAUGAACUGAGAUGCGUCCUAGAUUGGUCGUGCACGACUACAUCAUUGACAAUGUAUGACUGGUUGAAGUUGGAGGAUAUUAAUGCGAGUUUAUACCUUGUCAAGUGCGACAAUGUUCUAAACAGAGCUAACCAUAAACAAGGAGAGAAACAGACACAGAUGACGAAGUUUUGCAAUGGCAUCUGUUUGUUCUUGAUAUUAAUAUGCGUCAUUUGGGCUCCAAUGCUGAUGUACAGCAGUGGUAAUCCAACAAACAUAGCGAAUCCAAUCAACGACGCCAGUUUCCAGUUCGACAUCAAGACAGCUGCUGGAAGACUGACCUUGUACCAGACAACUCUUUGUGAGAGACUAGGAUGGGAUGAGCUCAACAAAAAUGCCAAUUUUGAUCCCCAGCAUUAUUUGGACUCUUACAAUCAAAACGACAUUCAGUUCAUUUGUUGCAAAGGUGAUGCGAGCACACUGUGGCACGUCCCUGAAGUCGUCCAGAGGCAGUUUAUCCGGUCUCUCAAUAGUAGCGACAUGGACAUGAAGUUUUCUUGGGUUCUUGCAAGGGACCGGCCAAAGGGCAAGGAAAAAGUGAAAUACGAAAGAAGUCUCGACCCAUCCGACCUUCCAAAACCGUCAGAUGUCGAGGGGGUCUUCAAUGGCUCCUUGAACAGCUUCAGGAUUUCCAAAAUUUAUCCGAGAUUUUUUAGGGUCACGGGCUCUGGGGAAGUCAGGCCUUUCGAACAGGAGGUGAGCGAUGUUACUGCAGACCUCGUCUUGCACCAUGGCAGCUCCCAAUGGUGGUCCUUCCACGACGUCAACUCUUUGGACGCGUAUGGUUGUGGGAGCUUGUCGGGGCCAAUGGCUGUCGUUGUAUCGGAGGAAACCCCACAGGGAAUUCUUGGUGAGACUCUGAGCAAAUUCAGCAUUUGGGGUCUCUACAUCACAUUUGUGCUAGCAGUGGGCCGCUUCAUCCGGUUACAAUGCUCGGACCUACGAAUGAGAAUACCCUUCGAGAACCUUCCUUCAUGCGACAGGCUAAUAGCCAUCUGUGAGGAUAUAUAUGCUGCAAGAGCAGAGGGCGAGCUUGGAGUCGAGGAGGUUCUGUAUUGGACGCUCGUGAAGAUUUACAGGUCACCUCAUAUGUUGCUCGAGUAUACCAAGCCCGACUAGCGUCCUGCAGAUUAACGGCCCUUGUAUACACGCUGACAAAAUCUGACGAUAGGAUCGACUAACUUCCAGCUGAAGAUGCACAGGCUGAGCUCAAGUCCAGUUUCCAUUGCCAGUGUAGGUUUGUGAAGGCUUCUUGCUUAUGUCUUUUACUGCCAAAUAUGAGUCAUUUGCAUGCAGCCUUAUACAUCUCUUUCGUGUAAAAAGUGGCACAUCUGUGACAGAUAUCAUAUAAUGAGAUGCCCAUCAAAUAAAAUGAGAUCCUAAGGAAUCCAGGUUUAUAUGUA